UUUAAGUAUGUUUGUGUGUAUUCAUAUCCGUUUAUGUGUUUGGAUUGAUGGGUAGAUGUGAGAUCUCUUUUUCUUGAUCAAUUCUAUGUUGGUUGCUUUCUAAGUUUUUUUGUUAUAUUUUGUAGUUUUGUUUGUUUAUUUUAUGUGUGAAAGUUCAAAUUGUUUGUUUGUUGGUUGAUGUUUAUGUGAGGUGUUUUUCACGAGUGGGGCUUCAGACUUACCCAUAUCUUGUUUUGUCGACUGGAGACAAAAGAUUGAAUCAUUUUGCAGUAUAUAGUUCAUUUAUUUAUUUAUUUAUUUUUGAAAGCGGAAAAUGUUCUCUUUUUUUUCCCCUUAAGUCUUAUUUGAAGAAAAAAAAGGGUUUCUAAUUCUCACUCAUUGAUUGGAACUCAUAGUUGCAUCAAGUCAUUGAUGCUAAUGCUGAGCUACUAUAGCUGUAGUUCAGUUCUUCAUUUUCCUUUCUUCAAAUUUUGGAAGGGCCUAAUGACAAAGGGGGGAAAUUUUCCUAAUAUUUGCAUGGUUUUUUAAUUUCCUUUUUUUUAAAACAAUUUUGGCCAAUUUAGUGAGGCAGAACGGAGAUGUGUGCACAAAAACUACAGUAAUCCCUCAUCCUCCUCCCCCCCCACCUAUCUUAAAUGGCAAAAGAAGAAUUAUGAAAAUCAAACUAAUCCUGAUAUUAGUGGCUACUGAAGUCCACGUUGUUUUCAUUUGCACAAUCUUUUCUACAUAUAAAUGCCAUUGCCUAAUUACAUUCCCACCGAAUUUAGGUGGAAGGGUGGAGAAUUAAUUAAUUGUGUUUCAUGCACACAUUUUUAACAUUGGUUGUGUCAUGCGAUGGAGAAUAGUCAAAGGUGCAAGGUGACCAUUUGUUUGUUUGGUUUGGCCCCAUGUGAAAUUUGCAUUGACAAAUGGUGUGAAGUGUUAACGUUUGUCGAGUAAAUAAACUUUAUUAUCAAUUGGAAAUGUUGAGUUUCUUUUUCAGAUUCACUCUCUUGAGCGCAAGAUUUCGCAUCUUGUUGUAAUGUUGUGAUGGGCAAGAGAUAAGCUUUUGGUCGAAUAUGAGAUCUUAAUAGACAGACGAAGCAUGAACGUCUGUCGAAAAAAAAGAAAAAAAGAACAGGGGGGUAAAGAUGGCAACUGUGACUGUUCCCUCUCAAUGCAUGGUCAAAAUUGCACCCAAAAAUCAGUUUGCUAGCACCAUUAUCAAGAGUCCAUCUUCACUUGGAUCAGUAAGGAGCAUCUCCAAGUCAUUUGGCUUGAAAUGCUCCCAAAAUUUCAAAGCAUCAAUGGCGGUGUACAAAAUUAAGCUGAUUGGGCCAGAAGGCGAAGAGAAUGAAUUUGAAGCCAGCGAUGAUACAUACAUCCUAGAUGCGGCUGAGAGUGCUGGAGUUGAGCUACCCUAUUCUUGCAGGGCUGGGGCUUGCUCUACUUGUGCCGGGAAGAUGGUGUCAGGCUCAGUUGAUCAAUCUGAUGGUUCCUUCCUGGAUGAGAAUCAAAUGGAGGGGGGUUAUCUGCUGACUUGUGUUUCAUACCCAACUUCAGAUUGUGUGAUUCACACUCACAAGGAGAGUGAACUUUGCUGAGUACUGUUUGUCAUAAUUCAGUAGGCCAUGACACUUAUGUAAACCUGCUAAGGAUUCAUAUGAUGGUGAAGGUUCCUUUGGACCUUUGGUACUCUUUAAGUUCUUUUUUAUAAUCAGUCAGUUGGUGAUGUUCACCCAUCCAGUUUGUACUGGUAAUUCUGUUGCCUAAUUUUAUUAACUUUCAUGAAAUGUGAUCAUUUUCAAACUA
This is a messenger RNA of Hevea brasiliensis (rubber tree), 1791 nucleotides long. RefSeq names its product ferredoxin, root R-B2. The transcript has 2 exons. The coding region runs from base 1131 to 1583 and encodes 150 amino acids. NCBI's taxonomy places the organism in Eukaryota, Viridiplantae, Streptophyta, Magnoliopsida, Malpighiales, Euphorbiaceae. Gene Ontology annotation, molecular function: 2 iron, 2 sulfur cluster binding; electron transfer activity. Gene Ontology annotation, biological process: electron transport chain. Gene Ontology annotation, cellular component: plastid. The record is from RefSeq and is a predicted model, not a curated record.